Molecule: messenger RNA, 3314 nt
Organism: Phascolarctos cinereus (koala)
Lineage: Eukaryota; Metazoa; Chordata; Mammalia; Diprotodontia; Phascolarctidae
Product: protocadherin beta-2-like
Biological process (GO): homophilic cell-cell adhesion
Cellular component (GO): plasma membrane
Molecular function (GO): calcium ion binding
Source: RefSeq, a predicted model, not a curated record
UCCAGUUAAACAAAGCAAAAUCAGAUCAGAAGUAUAUGGUACUAUCUGGUAUUUAUUAUAGACUCUUGGACUCCAGACAUAGAAGAAUGUGCAUAGCUGAAAAUAAGGUCGAAAUGCUUCUUUUUUCACACAAGCUUGCCAUAUAUUCUUGCGGUGCCUCAGGAUCUUUAAAAGCCAUCCCCAGUGGGCCUAUUAGAUAAAGGUGUGGCUUUUUUUCAGCUUAAAUUUUGUGUCAAAAUGCCCUAAUGGCUGCUUUCUUUUCUCAGUGUAUAUCUUUAAUUUAUGCUAGUAUCUAUGAGGUGUUGGACAAAGUGUCCUAAACCAAAAAUACUGUCAAUUCUUAGUGCUUGCAACAUUGAUAUAGAUUCUAUAGAAAUCUUUUGAAGUACAUAAAGGAAUUCAACAUUCGGCAUCUUAUAUGAAGAAACACAUAUUCCGUACAUUAACUACUGCAUUCUGAGAUGAUGACGAUGAGCCACUUGGUGGCGCUGCAGGCUAAGAAGACGCAACAAAGAUCUUCUGAUACGCCAUUUCCCAGGAAGACAAGCCUGAAUCAGUCAAGAAGGGGAACGGAAGCUUUCUUAGCUGGAACAAUAGGAAGGGUUCGGGCCUCUCACAUUUCUGAGAUACCAGCGAGACGGACUAAAGUGGUAGCCUCUGGUUACCAUUUGCAGUCGAGGUGGGCUACACAGGCUGAGAGGAGGGGGCGAAAGGAAGAAUGGAACGAGAAGGGGCGAUCAUUAUGCAACAAAGGCAAGUUCUCUUUCUUCUUGUUCUGCUGGGUGUGUCUGGGGCAGCCUUAGAGCCACAGCAGUUUUCAGUAGUGGAGGAGAUGGAGAGAGGCUCGUUUGUGGCCAAUGUGGCAAAGGCCUUGAGCCGGGAGGUGGGGGAGCUGUCAAAUCGGGGAGCCAGAGUCGUUUUCAAAGGGAACAAAGAGUAUUUGCAGCUGAACCAUAAAACUGGGGAUCUGCUCCUGAGAGAGAAACUGGAUAGGGAGGAACUGUGCGGCCCCGCCGAGCCUUGUGUGCUACAUUUUAAGGUCUUACUGGAAAACCCCUUUCAAAUUGUUCUGGUGGAAUUAAGGGUACAAGACAUUAAUGAUCAUUCACCAGUGUUCCUGGAAACGGAGAUGCUCCUAAAAAUCUCGGAGAGCACUUCUCCCGGGACUGUAUUUGUGCUAGAAAACGCACAGGAUUCAGACGUAGGAAGCAACAGUAUCCAGAACUAUACAAUCAGUCCCAACUCCCUUUUCCAUGUCCAAAUUCGAGAGAGCAGUGAGGGCAGGAGAUACCCGGAGCUUGUACUGGAUGAACCAUUGGAUCGGGAGAAGCAGUCUGAGGUCACUUUAACUCUCACUGCAGUGGAUGGGGGAGCCCCACCAAGGUCUGGAACUGCCCGAGUCCGAGUCGUUAUAGUGGAUAUCAAUGACAAUGCGCCAGUGUUUGCUCAGCUGCGUUAUGAAGUUCAGAUCCCUGAGAACACUUCCAUUGGAUCCAAGGUUGUCACAGUAUCAGCCACAGACUUAGACGCAGGGAAUUAUGGAGAAAUAUCUUACACAUUUUUGCAUGCCUCUGAAAACAUUCGCAACACCUUUCAUCUUAAAGAGGACUUGGGAGAACUUUAUCUAAGGGAAAAAGUGGAUUUUGAGUUGACUCAGUCUUACAUUAUAAAUAUUCAGGCCACAGAUGGUGGAGGUCUUUCGGCAGAAUGUACUGUUGUUGUCCAGGUGAUAGAUCUGAACGACAAUCCUCCAGAACUGACUAUAUCUUCACUUACCAGUCCUAUCCCAGAGAAUUCUCCAGAGACAGUCGUUGCUGUUUUCAGUGUUUCAGAUCUUGACUCUGGUGAAAAUGGAAAGAUGGUUUGCUUCAUCCAAGAUGACCUCCCUUUUGCCCUGAAACCUUCCAUUGAGAACUUCUACACAUUGGUAACAGAAGGAGCACUGGACAGAGAGAUCAGGGCUGAGUACAACAUCACUAUAACAGUCACAGAUUUGGGGUCCCCGAGGCUCAAAUCUGAGCACAAUAUCACGGUGCUUAUAUCUGAUGUUAAUGAUAACCCUCCCAUGUUUUCUCAGAGAGCCUACAAAUUGUACCUCUCAGAGAACAACAGCCCUGCCCUCCUCAUUGGCAGUGUCAGUGCCAGUGACAGGGACUCAGGAAUCAAUGCCAAAGUCACCUACUCUCUGCUGCCUCCAGAGACUAGAGAUCUGCCCCUCUUCUCCUACAUCUCCAUCAACUCAGACAAUGGUCAUCUCUAUGCUCUGAGAUCCCUGGAUUAUGAAGCCAUCCAAGGUUUCCAGUUCACUGUGAGGGCAGCUGAUGGUGGCUCCCCAUCUCUGAGCAGCCAGACUCUGGUUCAGGUUGUGGUACAGGAUGAAAAUGACACCUCUCCCUUUGUGCUGUACCCCCCUCAGAAUGGCACAGCUCCUUGCCAUGACCUGGUGCCCAGAGCUGCAGAGCCAGGUUACCUGGUGACCAAGGUGGUGGCUGUGGAUAGGGACUGGGGACAGAAUUCUUGGCUUUCCUAUCAACUAAUCAAGGCCACAGACCCAGGACUCUUCACUUUGUGGGCCCACAGUGGGGAAGUUCGAACAGCAAGACCCAUCAGUGACAGAGACACCAUCAAGCAGAGGCUCCUGGUGUUGGUGAAGGACAAUGGGCAGCCACCGCUGUCCACAAUGGCCACACUCAAUGUGCUCCUGGUGGAUGGCUUCUCUGAGCCUUACCUGCAACUCCCAGAUGGGGGUAAGGAGCAGGUCCAGAAUGACUCCCUUACUACCUAUCUAGUCAUUUCCCUGGCCUGUGUCUCCUUUCUCUUUCUGGUCUCUGUUAUUAUGUUCAUUGCCAUUCGUCUGUGGAAGAGGAAGAAAGAUACCACUGAUAUUAGUCACUUCACUUCCAAUGGCCCAUUCCCAGGACACUUAGUGGAUGUCAGCAAGACAGGGACUCUGUCCCAGACUUAUCAGUAUGAGGUAUGUCUGGCCAGUGGCUCAGGAACCAGUGAAUUUAAGUUCUUGAAGCCAGUUGUUCCCAUCCUUCCUACUUCAGAGGGAAAUGAAGAUUCGACUGAAAAUUCAGCCUUAAGGAAUAGCUUUUGCUUCAAUUAGGGUUUGAAAUGGGCUUCAAUGCACAGAGACCAGGUUUUAUGGCUUCUUUCCCUUCCCCCUCUCAUUAGUUGCCUGUCUCCCUGUAGCAUGAAAGAGUAGAUUUUUAUACUAUUACAUCAUAUCAUAAUGUAUUUAUCUUUUCUUUCCAUCUCUACACACACAUUUCCCUUUUCCCCCUGCAUUCUUUCCCUGUAGAUCUUUUUCU